GGAUACGUGACGCACCAAUAGCACGUCCAGCUGUCUGUUGAUUGUAUCAUUAUUGCAUCGUCGUUGGAAACAGCCAUCGUCUUGCAGAUUCAAGAGUGCAAACAUGACUGCAGGUUCAGUGGCAGCACCACUAAUUAUCCCUAUUCGCAUUCCACCUCCUGGGAAAGCCAAGCAUGAGAUAGACUCCUGCACACCAGUUGAGAUCAAAUCAGAGUCCUCUGAUGUAAGUAUACUGUACACACUGAAUGGCAGUAAACCAGAGAUGCUGAAGAGACCAGGCUUUGGAGACAGCAGUACUCUGAAAUACACUGAGCCUAUUCGGUUACCUGUGGGAAAGGUGUCUGUGAGAGCCAUGGCUAUCACCAGUGAUGGACGACAGAGUGCAGUUGUUACCAAGGUUUUUAUAGUGGAGCCUGCUCCAUCAAAUGAGCAAGAUCUGACAAAGAACAUUGAUGACGACACUUUAACAAAUGGCAAACAUUCUGAUUCUUAUGAUGUCAUUGCACCAUUUAUGAAUUUGAAGGGGAGUGAAAAUGGAGCUGGUGAUUCCUCUGUUAAGUAUUUAGAUAUUCCCAGCAGUGAAUCUCUGAAAGGCCCUCGAUUCCUCUCACAGCGUCUGGGCCCAAGAUCACCCACACGCCAGUCAAUGCAAAUCACACAAAGCCAGAACGUAGAUGUUGUGAAGAGCCCCUUCAAAAACCUGACGAGCACUCAUAUGUCUCGGAUCCAGAAAGAAACAGAUUUCCUUAGAUGUUCAAAGUGCCUCAGUCAUCGCCCCUCAGACCCUUUUGCCAGAUUCUGUCUGCACUGUGGAGCGCCAGUGCCCCCAAUACCUGGACAAAGACUGCCCCCUACUGAAGGAGGACAGAUGGGCCUUUGUGUGCAUUGUAAAACCAUGGUGCCUCUUAACACAGCCAUGUGUGUAGUGUGUGAGUCUCCAUUGGCCCAACAACUUCAGCCACAGGCCAGCCUGAGACUGCAAGAUAAACUCAUUUGCCAGUCAUGUGGGACAGGAAACCCCUCUAACAUUACUCACUGUGUCACUUGUGAAUCCAGACUGCUUCAACAAUCCACUCCUGUAUUGAGUGGACAGCGAGCUGCACCUCUAUCCAGCUCAGAGGGCAAAAUGGUCUCGUGCUCAAAGUGCAAUCGAGUCAACCAGUCAGAUGCUCGAUUCUGUGACUGGUGUGGGGCAAAGCCUGGCCACAAAAGCAGCACUGUGAAGUGCUCUCAGUGUGGAGCGAGCAGCCACCCAUAUGCUAAUUACUGUGGGGGCUGUGGUGUCUUUCUGGAUGGUCCACCCAGGACACCCUCACAAACCAGCCCAGGACAGGAAAAAGAGGAAAUAGAACAGAAGUCAGCCACCUGGCAGGCUGUGCCAGCACAUGAAUCAUCAACUGUACCUCCAGCUGCAGGUUUGCCUAUGUGUGCAGAUGCACAGACGCAGACAGUGGGUCUGUUUUUCCCCUCAAGCACUGAGUUAAAAAAGCGAAGCCAGCAGAGGGAGGCGGAGCUUAGCAGACAGGAGCAGAUGAGUGACAGGAAGCCUCUUCUCACUGCCAUUAGCCCAGGCCGAGGGUUCUGGAGGAAGCAGCUGGAUCAUAUUUGUGCUCAUCUGCGCAGUUACACUCAGAAUAACCCUGAAUUCAGAGCUCUGAUUGGAGAACCUCGUCUGGGAAGAAUGAUCUCUGCUGUUAUUCAGGAGGACAGUUAUGAAGUCAGUCUCCGCAUCAAUUUCAUCGCUGCUUCAUCUGAGGCGUCUAUGUCCUCUUCUAAAGGACUGCAGAGCACAUCUGUGGCAUCAGAGAAUCAGAACCUCAGUGCUGUGACAGAGGGAAGAAAUGCAGCCAGCCAAGAGAGUAAGAGUGGCACAGUAGGAUCCUCAGAAAACAGAAAGACACACAAAAAGUGCUGGACACCGGACACCGAAAACAAGCCUGAGUCUAAAGACAGUCUACUUUUUAAGGAGUUGGGGCCUGAGGGGCGGGGCCGAAUUAAAGUGGUGCAGCAGCUAUUGGACGAGGGGGCUGACCCAGCAUGUUUGGGCAGUGAUGGGCGUCCAAUUAUGGUCGCUGCAGUGCUAAAUGGCCAUCAUGAUGUUAUUCCUGUGCUGGUGCAAAGAGAAGCCAACGUUAACCAGGCAUCUGGACCGUUGUAUAACACUGCACUGCAUGAAGCUGCAACUCUGGGAGAUGCAGGCCUUAAGUGUGUUGAGAUAUUGCUGGGGUGUAACGCAAGUAUCAGAAAGCAGAAUAAUAGCGGCCAGACUGCUUAUGAUAUUGCCGUGGCCACAGGGAGCAACUCUGUGGUCUCUCUGAUGGCAGCUCACAUGGGGCAGGGUCUCCUUCAGCGCCACACCAAGGCCAGGAUCUCCUCAGGACUGGAUACGUUCUCAUGAGACCAACAUCCAGAUCAAACAUUUAUCAAUGACCACAUAGCGUGUUGUUAUUUCCGUUCAUUCCAUGAUCAUUGAUGUAUGAUUCAAUAAUACUUUUUAAUAAGAGUGUGAUUUCCUGCUGAUCAUUGUUAAAGGAAUAGU
Messenger RNA from Xyrauchen texanus (razorback sucker), 2539 nucleotides. It is a transcript of the gene dzank1, whose product is annotated as double zinc ribbon and ankyrin repeat domains 1. Lineage: Eukaryota; Metazoa; Chordata; Actinopteri; Cypriniformes; Catostomidae. Bases 104 to 2398 code for a protein of 764 amino acids. The record is from RefSeq and is a predicted model, not a curated record. The transcript is spliced from 21 exons. Gene Ontology annotation, biological process: eye photoreceptor cell development. Gene Ontology annotation, molecular function: protein binding.